GACGAUUUGCUGCAGCAGAAGUACGAGAAGCCUCUUCACGGUCUGAACCUGCAGGGCGUGGCGCUGACCAAUCCGGGAAGUACCUACCUGUACCUGGGCUUGGAGGGCGGCUCUGACCUCUUGGAGUACGAGUGGCAUUCGUCACACCAGGUUUUUCGCAGCUUUCACCUGCCUGGAUUCCCUCAUCAUGGAGCACUAGGCUUGCGGAGCGUCACUUUUGUUCCAACCACCGCGAGUGAUCAACAGGGCUACUUCUAUGUCGGCACAGACAUAUCGGGUGAGGUCUACAUCUACGAGGCUCCACUGCUCGUCAACGAAGGUCCCAAGGCUCCGGCAGAGUCGAUCAAGAUCUGGACGCCCCUCCAGGGCGACAAGCACGUUGCAGGGAUCGAGUACAGCGACGGGUACCUGUUCGUCAGCUAUGACGAUGGGCUUUCGUCCCAC
This is a messenger RNA of Symbiodinium sp. CCMP2456, 444 nucleotides long. The record is from the annotation of a GenBank genome assembly. Lineage: Eukaryota; Dinophyceae; Suessiales; Symbiodiniaceae.